Molecule: messenger RNA, 741 nt
Organism: Symbiodinium pilosum
Lineage: Eukaryota; Dinophyceae; Suessiales; Symbiodiniaceae
Source: the annotation of a GenBank genome assembly
AUGGUCACACGUGGUCAGAUGCCGUUAGGACGGAUCAUUCACUCGCCCUGCCUUGGGCAGACAGUGCCUUACUUGCCACAGGCCACAGCGAGAUAUGUUCCAGCAAUGCAUGGUCCGGCAAUGCCAUUGCCUUUUUCUCGCGAGGCCGAGGUCUCCAGAGUCGCGCGCGCAGCGGGCGCAGCUGCCGCAGCAGCCUUCGUGGUUGGAAGUAGGGCCGUGCAGCGACGCAACCUGCAGGUCAUUGCAAGAAAGGGUCAGAGUGACGUGUCGAUGAUCGACUUUCGUGUUGGGGAGAUCAAGAGUUGCGAGAAGCAUCCAGACUCCGACAAGCUAUUGGUGGAACAGAUUGACGUGGGAGAAGAGGCUCCGAGACAGAUUUGCUCAGGAAUUGGAAAGUUUUUUGAGCCGGACCAAAUCAUCGGCAAAAGGGUGGUGAUUGUGUCCAACCUGAAAGCUCGCAAGAUGGCAGGAACCGCCUCCGAGGGCAUGCUACUUUGCGCUUCCAAAAGGGCAGAUCCCGAAGACGCUGAGUCGGAGCUUGCUGAGCUCAAGCUGGUGGAGGCUCCAGCAGAUGCCCAGAUUGGCGAACGCAUCGUGGUGGACAUGCCUGACGAAGAGCAUGGCCAGGCAGCCACGCCCAACAAGGUUGGCAAGAAGAAGCUGUAUGAAAAGGUUGCUCCAGACCUCCGAACAAAUCAAGAUGGCAUGGUCGAGCGCUUUCACUUCUGCAAGCAGAUCUGA